AUGCCCCAAACCCACUUCUCCGAGGAUCCUCCUCAGGUCAUCAACCAGAAGGAUCUUGAGCUCGCCAACGAGCGGCUCAAGCAGUCCGAAUCCGGCGAGGGCAUGGCCACUGCCGUCGAGGGCAACGGCGCUGCCGGUUCUGACGAUGCCAGCUCGCCUACCGACACCAAUGGCAACGGUGCCGGGCUCGAGAAGAUAGGGACAUACGACAAGUAUGAGAUUACCGAAGACGACUGCUAUGACGAGCUGGGAUACAGCUUUUCCUCGUGGAAGAAGUGGUACAUCUUGACUGUCAUCUUCUGGGUUCAGGUAUCCAUGAACUUCAACACGUCUCUUUACUCCAACGCCAUCCCCGGCAUCUCGGAGGAGUUUGGUGUAAGUGACCAGGCUGCUCGGGCCGGCGCCGCGAUAUUCUUGGUCCUCUACGCCUUUGGCUGCGAGCUUUGGGCCCCGUGGUCUGAGGAGUUCGGCCGCUGGCCUGUCCUUCAGCUGUCCCUGUUCCUUGUCAACAUUUGGCAGUUGCCCGUCGCGUUGGCUCCCAACUUUGCCUCCAUCAUGGUCGGCCGUGCCCUGGGUGGUCUGUCGUCUGCUGGCGGCUCCGUCACCCUGGGCAUGAUUGCCGAUAUGUGGGAGGCAGAUAGCCAGCAGUACGCCGUCGCAUAUGUCGUCUUCUCCUCUGUCGGCGGCUCCGUCUUGGGUCCCAUUGUCGGUGGCUUCACCGAGCAGUACCUCGACUGGAGGUGGUCCAUCUGGAUCCAGCUCAUCCUCGGCGGCUUCGUCCAGCUCGUCCACUUCUUCACCGUUCCCGAAACCCGGACCACCAUCAUGAUGAACCGAAUCGCCAAACGACGCAGAAAGGAGACCAACCAAAACAUCUGGGGGCCCGAUGAGCUUGUUCCUUUCGGCGACCGCUUCUCGGCCAGGGAAAUCCUCGUCACCUGGGUCCGACCGUUCCGCAUGUUCGUGACCGAGCCCAUCGUCCUGGUCCUGUCGCUGCUCUCGGGCUUCUCCGACGCCCUCAUCUUCAUGUUCAUCCAGUCCUUCGGGCUCGUGUAUGGGCAGUGGCACUUCUCGACCGUCCAGAUUGGUCUGACAUUCAUCGCCAUUGGCGUCGGAUACCUCAUUGCCUGGGGCCUCUUCAUUCCCGCCAUCCGCCGCAACAUCAAGGAGCGCAGAGCAAAGCCAAACGACGAGCGUGCCCAGUACGAGUCUCGCCUCUGGUUCUUACUCUAUACCGCUCCCUGCCUGCCCAUUGGUCUCAUUGGCUUCGCCUGGACGAUCCAGGGGCCGCCCAUCCACUGGAUCGGAUCCAUGGUUUUCGUCGCCAUUGUCGGCAUCGCCAACUACGCCAUAUACAUGGCCACAAUCGACUACAUGGUUUGCGCCUACGGGCCAUACUCUGCGUCCGCCACCGGGGGCAACGGCUGGGCGAGAGACUUCUUGGCCGGCGUGCUGACUCUUCCCGCGAUCCCCUUCUUCAAGAACAUCGGCGCCUCCAGCGGCAAGAACCUGGAAUACGCCAGCACCAUCCUCUUCUGCAUUUCCUUUGUCCUCGUGGCCGCUGUCUACGUCAUCUACUGGAAGGGUCCCGCGCUGCGGCAUCGCUCUCCCUUUGCCCAGAAGCUGGCAGAUGCUCGCCAAACACAUCUGAACGAAGGGCGUCGCGGCAGCAUCUCAUACGAUCCAGACGAACGCCGAGGCUCUGCUGCGUCGGCCCAUGUCCGACCCGGAAACGAGCGGCGAUAUAGCCAACAGCACCGAUUCUUUGGCGAGAGCCGUGUCACGCCCAGGGGCACUCCCCGCGGUACGCCCUCGGCCAGUCGACGUCCCAGCAUGGCAAAUCUGGCUACCAAGAAGUAA
This is a messenger RNA of Metarhizium album ARSEF 1941, 1860 nucleotides long. Its product is annotated as Major facilitator superfamily domain, general substrate transporter. Gene Ontology annotation, molecular function: transmembrane transporter activity. Lineage: Eukaryota; Fungi; Ascomycota; Sordariomycetes; Hypocreales; Clavicipitaceae. The coding region runs from base 1 to 1860 and encodes 619 amino acids. The transcript is spliced from 3 exons. The record is from RefSeq and is a predicted model, not a curated record. Gene Ontology annotation, biological process: transmembrane transport.